Molecule: messenger RNA, 1201 nt
Organism: Helobdella robusta
Lineage: Eukaryota; Metazoa; Annelida; Clitellata; Rhynchobdellida; Glossiphoniidae
Exons: 10
Coding region: 1-1053 (350 amino acids)
Biological process (GO): peptidyl-serine phosphorylation
Cellular component (GO): nucleus; cAMP-dependent protein kinase complex
Molecular function (GO): cAMP-dependent protein kinase activity; ATP binding
Source: RefSeq, a predicted model, not a curated record
AUGGGAAACGCGGCAACUGCUAAGAAAGGAGAUCCUGAAAAUGUUAAGGCGUUCUUGGCUCAAGCCCGGGAAGACUUCAACCAAAAAUGGGAGUCCCCUCAACAGAACACAGCUACCCUUGACGAUUUUGACCGAAUCAAAACAUUGGGAACUGGCUCGUUUGGCAGGGUCAUGCUAGUUCAACACAAGAGUUCCAAGGAGUACUUUGCUAUGAAGAUACUAGAUAAACAAAAGGUGGUCAAGCUGAAGCAAGUAGAACAUACGUUGAAUGAGAAGAGAAUCCUGCAAGCCAUCUCCUUUCCAUUUCUAGUCGGUCUUCAAUAUAGUUUUAAGGACAACUCCAACUUGUACAUGGUCCUAGAGUUCGUAACGGGCGGCGAGAUGUUCUCCCAUCUUCGUAGGAUAGGCCGAUUCAGUGAGCCACAUUCGAGGUUCUAUGCAGCCCAAAUUGUACUGGCGUUCGAGUACUUACAUUCCCUUGACCUCAUCUACAGAGAUUUGAAACCGGAGAAUCUUCUAAUCGAUUCCCAAGGCUAUCUCAAGGUGACAGAUUUUGGAUUUGCGAAACGGGUCAAAGGUCGCACGUGGACCCUCUGCGGCACUCCGGAGUAUCUCGCCCCGGAAAUCAUUCUAAGCAAGGGCUACAACAAGGCAGUUGACUGGUGGGCCCUAGGUGUGUUGGUGUACGAAAUGGCCGCGGGCUACCCUCCAUUUUUCGCCGACCAACCAAUCCAAAUUUAUGAGAAAAUUGUUUCCGGCAAGGUCAGAUUUCCGAGUCACUUCAGUUCGGACCUGAAGGACUUACUGAGGAAUCUUUUGCAAGUUGAUCUGACGAAGCGGUUUGGGAACCUGAAGAACGGCGUCAAUGAUAUUAAACUUCAUAAGUGGUUUACCGCUACCGACUGGAUUGCUAUCUAUCAGAAGAAGAUCGACGCCCCAUUCCACCCAAAAUGCAAAGGUCCGGGUGACCCCAGCAACUUUGACGACUACGAAGAAGAGCCCCUGCGCAUAUCUUCCACUGAGAAAUGUUCUAAAGAAUUCGCCGAGUUCUAAUUGGAGGAUGGUGAUGAAGAUAAAGAGGAUGACGAUGGAAAUGGCGAUGGGAUGAGGUUGAGGAUGCUGAGGAAGAUGAAGAUGACGAAGACGAUGAUGAUGAUGAUGAUGAUGAUAUGAUGAUGAUGACGUAGUUGGUGAUGGUGAU